AUGGCUACAUCACCAGCAGGUCGCAUGCUGUUGGGGCAGCUGCAACAGAUGCAGUCUGCCAAGGACCUUCCUGGCAUCAGCUGUGGGCUCGUCGAUAAUAAUGUGUUUGAGUGGGAAGUCAUGCUCAUGAUCUCAGACGAUGUCAAGUUGUACGGCGGCGGCUUCUUCCGUGCUCGACUCUCCUUUCCUCCCGAAUAUCCACAUAUGCCACCGAAGAUGAAAUUUGAAUCACCACUUUUCCACCCGAACAUCUACCCCAAUGGCGACGUCUGUAUUUCCAUUCUGCACCCACCCGAGGAAGACAAGUACGGUUACGAGUCUGCUGCAGAGCGCUGGUCCCCCGUCCAGACCCCGGAGACAAUCCUGCUAUCCGUGAUCUCCAUGCUCUCAAGCCCGAAUGACGAGAGCCCCGCCAACGUGGAAGCUGCCCGCCUAUGGAGAGAAGACCCUAAGGAGUUUAAGAAGCGGGUUCGCAAGUGUGUCCGAGACAGUUUGGGCGAGGAGUAA
This is a messenger RNA of Aspergillus pseudonomiae, 507 nucleotides long. Its product is annotated as putative ubiquitin conjugating enzyme. The transcript is spliced from 3 exons. Lineage: Eukaryota; Fungi; Ascomycota; Eurotiomycetes; Eurotiales; Aspergillaceae. The record is from RefSeq and is a predicted model, not a curated record. Bases 1 to 507 code for a protein of 168 amino acids. Gene Ontology annotation, cellular component: cytosol; endoplasmic reticulum.